This is a messenger RNA of Drosophila arizonae, 2873 nucleotides long. It is a transcript of the gene Mtp, whose product is annotated as microsomal triacylglycerol transfer protein. Gene Ontology annotation, cellular component: endoplasmic reticulum; Golgi apparatus; basolateral plasma membrane. The record is from RefSeq and is a predicted model, not a curated record. Gene Ontology annotation, biological process: lipoprotein metabolic process; lipid transport. Gene Ontology annotation, molecular function: lipid binding. NCBI's taxonomy places the organism in Eukaryota, Metazoa, Arthropoda, Insecta, Diptera, Drosophilidae.
AACUAAUGAGAGAUUAAAGUGGAAUUAGAGCUGCUGCGAACAACUAGUGCAGCCAGAACGAUCAAUCAAUGCCUUAAUUAAUUAUUAUAAUCCUGUCAAAGUACUCAUAUCAUAGCGAACAAAAGAAAUGCAACGAAACCGGCAAAUGAGUGGGAAAAACCGGUGCCCAAAUUCUAACGCUGCGCUGCCGACAUUGCUGCUGCAACUGUUUUUGGUGUCUCUCUCUUUGGUCAACUGUUUUGCCAAUUUAAUUCCGACUGGCUCUCAGCAGUUUUAUCAGCUUUCCAGCGAGGUCAGCCUGGAAGCGGAGCAAGUGAGCUACACAUUCGAGACGCAGCUGAGCAUUAAUUCCGUCUGGAACAAUGAGCAGGAUCAGCUGUUGGAAAUCAAAUUGAGUGAAAGUCACGUAAAUGCGCAGCAGCGACUGCGUCCAAUACUCAGCCUGCCGGAUCGGCCCUUCUAUGUGGCGCUGGUCACAGGUCAGCCCAAGCAGGUGAUCGCGCACACGUCGCGAGAUCAGUCGCUGCUGAAUCUGGAACGCGGCAUCGCCUCGCUCUUUCAGCUGCGCCGUGACAGCAGUGACGCGAAAGAGACCGAGCUGGACAUCUCGGGGCAUUGUCGCGUGGAAUACAAAGUGAAAUCCUCGACGCGCUGGGAGAAGACGAAGCGAGAUUGCGCGCUAUGGGACUUACGAGUCAACUACCAUCCGGAGCAGGCACUGGGCGUGGCCCAGCACUCCGAGCAGCAGCUCAGCUACGAUCUAAGCGCCGAGGGUCUCCUGCUGAGGGCCGAGUCUGUGGAGACGCAUCGCCUGACGCUCGCUGCCAAGCCGGAUGCCGGGAGCGUGGUGCAUAGCAAACUCCGACUGCAGCACCUAGCCGAGGGCGAGGGAGUGGAGCAACUACAGCAGCCAACGCUGGCAGCGGCCAUUGAGAGUCUCCUGGAAUGGUAUCGCGUCUUCGAGCUGGAGGCAGACGUGGAUGGCGAAAUCAGCAAGUUGAAGGAGCAGACGCUUCAAUCACAAGUGGAGCUCAUGCUGGAGCAACUGAAGCCGGAGCAUUUGGGCAAAUCCUCGUUAGCCUCGACCUUCGUUCAGCUGUUGCCCUUGGCGCGUCUCACCAAGCAGCCGGAGUUCGAGUCGCUGCUGGAGUCGCAGUCGCCGUUGGCAGCGCAGCUGGUGGAUCUGCUGGGCGCCGUGCAAACCUUCGAGGCGCACAACGCCAGCUUCAGUCAUUUCUAUCGAGGAGCGGGUACUACGGCGGAGUCCUUGGAGCUGCUGGAAAAGUAUUUGCAAUCCUUGGCCGUGGCCACGCACCCGGAACGUCGCAUCCUGGAGCAUCUCUACGACUUCCUGCAGCAGAAGCUGCCCCACAAAUCCCAUCUCAAACUGCGGGACAGCGUGCUCCAAACGCUGGCCACGCUCACUCGCCAGAGCGGCCUCGACGCCAAUGACCAGCUGCUGCAGCAGAUCCGCAACUACCUCCUGGAGGGAUUGGCUUCCACCCACAAUACUCUGCUCUAUACGCGCGCCUUGCAGAACCUACGCGAUCCGCUGACUAUCGAUCCACUGCUCCAGCAGGCACUGCAGUCGCAGCAGCCCCAGCACUCGGUUGCCGCUCUCCAGGCCCUCAAAUCAUUUCCAGCCUUCAGCUACGCGGAGCCACAUCGUCAGCAGUUCUCGAGCAUUUUCUAUCAGCGCCAGCGACGCUACGACAGCUCCGCUCGCACUCUGGCCCUGGACAUCCUGCUGGCCAUGCGACCCAGCGCCGAACAGUUAGGCGAACUGCUCGACUAUUUGGCUUCCACGGAUCGCCAAUUCGAGAUCAAGACCUAUGUCCUGCAGAAGCUGCGCAUGCUGGCCGAGAUCUGUCCACGCUUCCGGUCCAUGUUCCAGACGGCGCUCAGGCAGCGAGCUCAUGUCAACAACUACAAUGUGCUGGCCCAACGAGGCCUCACCACCGUCUUGAGCCGCCAGCUCUCCACAUCGCCCGCCUUCAAUGAAACCCUGCUGAGCAUCCAGGAGGUGUCCCAAGGCAUCUUGAAGCGCGGCUCCGUGGAGUUCCUGCUGCACGCCGGACGCGCCGAGGCGAGCAGCUUCAAGCUGGGCAUUUACACGGCUGGGCUGAGCUCCUUCAUGGGUGACAGCGAUGCGGACGAGGGUAACGAUCAGAUACCGGCCGACGACGAGCUGGAGCAGGAGGAGACCAUGACGGCGGGCAUGGAGAUCAGUGUACAGGGAGCCCAGCUGCGUCCGCUGGUCUUCUUCAAUGGCCAGACGGAGCUGAUGGGUCAUGUGUGGGGCGGCAGCGCCUCGGACACGACGCCAGCCUAUCAGGCCACCACAUUGGCCCAGGAUCACGAGCAGUAUAUUAUCCUGGCAUCGGGCGCCACUGUCCAUUGGCGUGUGCUCGGCGCUCGAAGUGUCGAUCUCAAUGGCAAAGUCACCUUCAGUCUGUGGAAUCGCAAUGCCCAAACGGAAAUACAACAAAACACUGGCACCGCUGUCGUUUCCCACCUGGCCGUCGGCUUCACCUAUGCCAAGCUGGAGCAGCAAAUUGAGCUGCGCCACGAGCCGAAGCUUAGUUUGCAGGCGGAUCUGGAUUUCUACAGCAACAUCAAGCUCUGCAUGCAGCUGGAGCGUGCCGAACAACUGCUCACUCUUUCCAAUACUCGCUCGGUUUAUCUGCAAUUGGUGGACAAACCCUAUGCCAAGCAUUUCCGCUCAACGCAAACUAUAAAGUCACCUGGUCGCACUUUUGUCCUGAAUCAGAAGAACAACGAGAUGUGCAACAUGAUAUUAGCAAAUUCCUGAGAUUAAAAUUGCAUUUAUAUCUGAAUACCAAAUUUAUACUAUGUAAAAAAGCUGAGAAUAA